GUCACGGUGAGCGGACGGAGGGUAAACACUAUUACUGAAAAUAUUUUAAAGCAAUAUUACGUUUGCAAGACAAUACAGCGAUACAGUUCACGGCAUAUUACCGCAGUCUGCUUAGCGUCUGGAGUGUGGCAGGCCUUUGACAGGUGUUGGCUGCUUGACGGUGUGACGGGAACUGCAGUGUUGGCAGUGGCACCAUGAGGCUGAGGCGACUGUGGGUGCGGCACCAGGGCAAGCUGCUGGCACUGGGGAUCCUGGCACUCCUUGUCAUCCUGGCCUCGUCUCCGACACCCCUCAGGGACCUGGUGAAGAGGGAGGAGGAGGGGGUAGUAGUGGUUAGAGGAGAGAGGAAGAAAGAUUACCAUGACCAUGAUUACCUGCGGGUGGAAAGCAGACAGAAGGGCCCAGGAGAGAUGGGUAUUGCUGCCUCACUCCCUGCCAGCCUUGACAGGGAGAAGGAUGACCUGUACAAGGUUAACGGAUUCAACGCCAGGCUGUCAGAUGAGAUAGCACUCAACCGUUCGCUAAAGGACAUUCGACAUCCGAAGUGCAAGGAGAAGCUGUACCUGGCAAACCUUCCGACAGCCGCAGUGGUUGUGCCCUUCCACAAUGAACACUGGACAACUCUUCUUCGCACUGCUGUCUCCGCCUACAAUCGCUCCCCCAAACACCUGCUGAAGGAGAUAAUUUUGGUGGAUGAUGCAAGUACUAAAGAUUUCCUGGGCAGAAAACUGGAUGAAUACCUGGCGACCCACCUGCCCAUCGCCCGGGUGGUGCGGCUGCCUGAGCGCUGGGGCCUUAUCCGUGCCAGGCUGGAGGGGGCCAAGCAUGCCACUGCCGACGUGCUUAUCUUCCUCGACUCUCACACCGAGUGCACGACCAACUGGCUGCCUCCUCUCCUGGACCCCAUCGCGCAGGACUACAAGACAGCCGUGUGUCCCUUCAUUGAUGUGAUAGACUUUGAGACCUUCGAGUACCGGGCGCAGGACGAGGGGCGGCGAGGGGCCUUCGACUGGGAGUUUUACUACAAGCGGCUCCCGGUGCUGCCCGAGGAUGAGAAGAACAUGCCGGAGCCCUUCAAGAGUCCGGUAAUGGCAGGAGGACUGUUUGCCAUCUCCUCCAAGUUCUUCUGGGAGCUGGGUGGCUAUGACCCUGGCCUGGACAUCUGGGGGGGUGAGCAGUACGAGCUGUCCUUCAAGAUCUGGCAGUGUCACGGUACCAUGCUGGACGCCCCCUGCUCCAGGAUAGGGCACAUAUACCGCAAGUUUGCCCCCUUCCCCAACCCACGCAAGGGAAACUUUAUUGCAAGGAAUUAUCGCAGGGUAGCAGAGGUGUGGAUGGAUGAAUACAAACAAUACUUAUACAUGCGACAACCUGGCUGGCUAAAGGUGGGCACAGGUGACCUCAGCGAUCAGUUAGCCGUCAGGGAGAGGAACAAGUGCAAAUCGUUCAAGUGGUUCAUGGAAAAUAUUGCCUUUGACCUCACCAAGCACUACCCCCUUGUGGAGCCCCCUGACUACUGCAAUGGAACGAUCCAGAGUGUGGCGGAGCCCAAGCUGUGUGUGGACUCCAAGCUGAAGGGGCAGUUUGACCGCCUGGACUCCCUGGGGCAGUGUGGCCAAAGCUCUCAGUUUAUGUUCCAGCUCACGGCAUACAAGGACUUGCGACCCCUAAAGAGCCACAACUGUUUUGACGUGCCAGACCUGAAGGGAGAGAGGGCCCCGGUGCUUCUCUUCGGCUGCCACAAAGGGCUCGGCAACCAAAUGUGGAAGUACGAUGUGGACAACCAGAUGAUAAGGUUCGGCCACUACGGGACCCACUGUCUUGACGCCAGCGUGGGCAACAAGGAGGUGUACGUGGCCCUGUGCGACGCCACCUCCAUGACGCAGAAGUGGAAGUGGAGCUAUUUGAAUGAAGAAAGACUCAGAAAUUACGACAACUUGGAUCCUAAGCCAUAGUGUGUGUGUGUGUGUGUGUGUGUGUGUGUGUGUGUGUUUUUUUUUUUUUUUUUUUUUUUUUUUUUUUUUUAUAUCAAUGGGCACUGGUGAAGGGUGAUGAAGUGAGGGAAAGGGAAAAGAAAGGGUUCAUUGAGGUGCCAGUCCGUGAAGAUAUGUCAAGUGUUUGUGUGUGUGUGUGUGUGUGUGUGUGUGUGUGUGUGUGUGUGUGUGUGUGUUGGGGUAAAUAUCUGGAACGCGGACCAUAUGUUUAAUUUGUUUGGUGUGUGUGUGUGUGUGUGUGUGUGUGUGUGUGUGUGUGUGUGUGUGUGUGUGUGUGUGUGUUUCAAGCUGUGUCAUUGCUUAAGUUCACACACACACACACACACACACACACACAGAGAGAGAGAGAGAGAGAGAGGGGGGGGGAUAUCAUAGUUUAUGUUCUAGUAUAUUAUGUAUAUUUUUGUGGCAGGAAGAGAGCGAGGGGUAUCACUUCAGCUUAUAUGCUCUCUAUAGUGUAUUUGUAUAUUUUUGAGAAAGCAGGAGAAGAAACUCGCACAUACAUUUUUUUAUAGUAUAUAUGUAUAUUUAUUAGUGUAGAAAGUAAGAGAGAGAGAGAGAAAUACAGGGAACAAGAAAAUGCAUUUAUUUUUGAAACAAUACCGUAAAGAAAUAUAAUAAUAAUAAUAAUAAUAAUAAUAAUAAUAAUAAUAAUAAUAAUUGAUGAUAAAGUAUGUAAGGGAAGAAAAUAAAUCAACAUUACAAGAUCUGGAAAAAAAAAUACACAGGAUAAAAUAAAAUAUAAUAAUAGUGAGGAUGGAUGAUGAAAACACUAAAUAAAAAUAAAUAAAAGAUAGGACAUUUUCGUUAGAGAUAAACAGUAUGAAUAUAAAGAAAACAAUAAGAAAUUAUAAUAAUAGACUUCUUUAAGAUGGCGUGACAAUCAUAAUGUGAGUUUGUGUGUGUGUGUGUGUUUGUGUGCUUUUUAUAAACGCCUUAUUAACUUGAUUAUAGAACACAAUUGGUGCCUUGUGUGUGUGUGCGUGUGUGAUCAUUAGUGAUUUUCUAUUUGAACGUUAUGUAUUAGUAAUGACAGUUGUGGUAGUGGUGAUAGUAGUAGUAGUAGCAGCAGUAGUGGUGAUACAUUAAUGAAUUGGUGUAUUUUUUGUUAUUAGAAAAAAUAUUGGUGUGUUUGUGUUUGCGUGUGUUUGUGUGUCAGACUGUCACCUCAGAUAAUCUAUUUUCAAAGAGUGAAUAAUUAAACUUUCAUCACAGUCGUUAUAUAUAUAUUAUUUUUUCCCCCAAUAUAUUCUGUUCAGUGAGUUUGCUCAGAAAAUAAACUGAUUUUUGGCUA
Scylla paramamosain (green mud crab) is the source of this 3288-nucleotide messenger RNA. RefSeq names its product N-acetylgalactosaminyltransferase 6-like. Gene Ontology annotation, biological process: protein O-linked glycosylation. Lineage: Eukaryota; Metazoa; Arthropoda; Malacostraca; Decapoda; Portunidae. Gene Ontology annotation, cellular component: Golgi apparatus. Gene Ontology annotation, molecular function: polypeptide N-acetylgalactosaminyltransferase activity. The record is from RefSeq and is a predicted model, not a curated record.